UUCUUUAUUAUAGGUGGGUGGUACGUCCUACGGGACUUUAACAUGGCCGACUUUAAUUACAAAACACUUCUCACUAAUCUUCACGUGAAAUAUGGGGCGGCUCCGUAUUUUAAAGUGACUGUGAAACCGAAUCCAUACACCCCAGGUAAAAAUGUUAUUGCUAUUUUUCCAUCUGGAUUAGGAUUACCCGACAAGAGCUACUAUUAUCAAGAUGAUGACAAUUUGAUUCAAACUGCAUACACGCAAUUCAUCAGGGACAUCAUUAUUAAUCUUAGUGUAACUAAGACGGAUGCGGAAAAGUUCAGUACUGAUAUGUUUUAUUACGAAAAGAGAAUAGCAGAAAUCACGCCUAAUUCAUUUGAAUUGAUGAAUAUGGUCAACACGUAUAAUUUAGUUAAACUUUCCGAAUUGCAUUACACGCUAUCAAUGUUACCGCUUCAAGAUAUUUUAGCAGCUUUAUAUCCAGACGCAAACAUUAAUGAAGACACUGACGUCUUGGUAUCAUCCCUGGACUAUUUACAAAAAGUUUCACAAAUUAUAUCUACCACUGAUAGAACUACCCUUAACAGUUACAUUAUGUGGACGUUAGUUCGUGAAUAUGUACCUUACUUAUCAACACCCUUUACAGCCUCGCUGAAUAAUUUUAAAAGAGACCUUUUGGGAAUAAAACGUUCAGUACCGCGCUGGGAAGAAUGUUCAAAUUUAGUUUAUAGAUUUGCUGGUUUAGCUGUGGAGAGUCUAUUCGGAAAAGAAAGAUCUCUUCGUAAUAAAACUGAAGUUGUUAAUCGAUUAUUUCAAUCCAUACGUAAUGCAGUAAAGGUUUACAUUGACAAAUACAGAGAAACGCCUGAUUUUUAUCAACAUUUAUCAAAAAAGAUUUCUGGACUUAAAAUUCAAAUUGGUUUACCAGAAUACGUAUUGAGUGCUAAUCACCUGAAGCAGUAUUAUAGUAAACUAAUCGUAAUAAAGACUAAUUUAUUCGAAAACUACAGACAUGGCAUUGAAUUCUUACGAAAAUUAGAAGGACAACGACUGGUAAAUUCAGAACCGGAGAAUGUACUUAUUGAUUACGCUUUAUCUCAACCCUUAUCCACAUCGUAUAUACCGUCAGAAAAUACCAUAUUUGUGCCUAGGGUUGUUUUAACUGAACCAUUCUUUGACACGAAAUAUCCAAGCUCCAUUUUAUAUGGAAGACUUGGUGUACAAAUAGCAAACUCUGUAAUAUCCAGUAUUACACCAUUCCAUAGCGGUUGGAGUUCAAAUCUAAAAUUAUUUCUGCCCGUUAACUUCAUAGUUAAUGAGUCCCUCAGGAUUUCUCAGGAACCACGAGACUGUCUCUCCAAAUAUUUUAUCGAAAAUAAUAUGGCUUCUGAUGUUUCGGCAACUGUAACAUCUCUUUCAGUGCUUAAAGAACUUUCUGCCAUAAAAUUCGCAUUUUUUGGAUUAAUAACUACAUUGCAAAAUGAAGAACACAUUCAUCAACCCACUUUGGAGGAAUUUGAAGACGACUCAUUAUUUUUCUUAACGUAUUCUCAGACGCGCUGUUCGGUACUUAGCACACAGCAAGACUUUUAUAUGAAAACAGUCGAAUUUGAAUUACCACAACAGUCAAUG
This is a messenger RNA of Agrilus planipennis (emerald ash borer), 1614 nucleotides long. Its product is annotated as protein gone early-like. The transcript is spliced from 8 exons. Lineage: Eukaryota; Metazoa; Arthropoda; Insecta; Coleoptera; Buprestidae. Gene Ontology annotation, cellular component: plasma membrane. The record is from RefSeq and is a predicted model, not a curated record. Gene Ontology annotation, molecular function: metalloendopeptidase activity. The annotation marks the transcript as partial. Gene Ontology annotation, biological process: protein processing.